Molecule: messenger RNA, 2063 nt
Organism: Anneissia japonica
Lineage: Eukaryota; Metazoa; Echinodermata; Crinoidea; Comatulida; Comatulidae
Product: delta-like protein 1
Exons: 9
Coding region: 59-1297 (412 amino acids)
Biological process (GO): establishment or maintenance of epithelial cell apical/basal polarity; heterophilic cell-cell adhesion
Cellular component (GO): plasma membrane; protein-containing complex
Molecular function (GO): calcium ion binding
Source: RefSeq, a predicted model, not a curated record
CUGUUAACUUAACAUUUAUACAUAAGCCAUCAAAGAUCUUAUUAGAUACCAACAGAAAAUGAGAUCCAUUUAUUUAACAAUUAUAUUAGCAUCUAUAGCAUCAUCAUUGCGGUGUCCUUCUGGGUGGAGGCGCUACCAGUCUAACUGCUACAGAUAUUAUCUCCAGCGAAUGCGGUUUUGGCCCGGUUCGGAUUAUUGUAGGCAGCAGGUAUUUUACUCUGCACAUAGCACCAAGCCAAUAAACAGUGAAUUGGUAUCUAUACAUAGCCCAGCCGAAAAUGCAUUUGUAUUCUCUAUCGUGCCGUCAGGCAUUACCGUUCAACUUGGGCUAUACAAUAAUGUGAACCACAGGGAACGAACAUGGCAUUGGACUGAUGGGUCACCGUUUGAUUACAGUAAUUGGGCCCCCGGGCAACCGGACAGUUCCAUACAACAUUAUGGCUCAAUGUGGAAUUCUAAUUUUCCAUCGCAAUGGGAUGAUGUUGAUAGGCAGAGUUUGAAUUUUGUCUGCAAAGUGCCUGCUGAUGACUGUCUUAAGUCACCCUAUGAAAGCAGUACCGAAUGCAAAAAUGGCGGAAAAUUUAGCGACGACAGAGUAUGCAUUUGUCCAUCACCGUAUUCUUGCAUAGACUGCUCAUGGUAUAAUGGCUGCAUGAGUAAUCCAUGUCAGAAUGGUGGGCAAUGUAUCAAUAAUGAGCGGAGCUAUUCUUGUGGAUGUGACGAUGGUUUCACAGGAACUCAUUGUGAAAUAUAUGAAGGCUGUUUAGCGUUUCCUUGUAUGAAUCGUGGAAAUUGCUCGAAGGAUCUCGAGAAGGAAAUUUUUGUUUGCACAUGCCCUGAAGAUUAUUCUGGAGUCACGUGUCAGACGUAUAUCGGUCAUUGUAAAGAAGACCCGUGCGAAAAUGGAGGCACUUGUCAUUCGAUCUCAGUCGCACCAUUCUACAUAUGUCAGUGUAAGCCUCCAUACAUAGGUAUGACGUGUGGUGCCACUAGCAACGGUUACCUUAGUAACCCUUGUCUGAACGGUAGUACUUGUGUCACCAAUGAGGAAACGAACGAAACUAGUUGCUUGUGUUCGUCCGAUCACUCCGGAAAUAACUGCGGUCUACAAAAACUAACGUCAAAAGCUGACAAUCAAACUAGCCAAUCAAAUACCAAUCUUAUCGUCGGCUUCAUUGUCGUGACUGUCUCACUGACUGCUAUUAUUUUAUUAUUGAUCGGCUAUAUUUAUCUAAACAGACGUCAUAAGGGCGCAGACGCCGAAUCAUUUAUAGGGCUGCAAAAUGAUUUGGAAUAAAAGAAGACCAAAAAAAGACUUUUAAGAAAGGGAACGUGUAUAAUAGGCGCACCGACUUCGCAUGCAGCUUAUCUCAAUCAUCAAACAGCAUGGUUAGCUACUUGCAAGAUAGAUUCUAUACUCUAAAAUUCAUCAUUAUGCUUAAGAAUUGGAGUUAUUUCCAGUGACUGGAAAAAUAGUCUGGUUCUCUCAGGAUUUGAACCAAGGACUUGAAGGCAGCACCAUACAUGUUAUAUUUAGAGUAACUUUGGAACAAUAGUAGUAUCAUGAAGAAUAAUUUUGCUUACCGUGUUUGUUUACAAUUUAUUAGUUUGUAUUAUAAUUACACUAUAUGUAUCAUAAUUGAUUGCUCUUGUAUGCUAUAAUCGUCUUAAACAAAUUAAAUAAUAUAACAACCUACUUAGGCCUUCUUUUAUUUGUCAUCGUCAUCCAUCACCAUAAUCAUCAAUAACAUCUUUUUUAUCUUCACCAUCAUAAUCAACAUCAUCUGACAACAAUAAAAAAAAAUCAUCAUCCACAUCAUCAUGAUCAUCUUACUUUAUCUUCAUCACCACCACCAUUAUUAUUAUCAUAAAAUAGGUCAAUAUGACUAUUAGACCUACAGUACUAUUACUUUUCCUAUUAAUUCUCAUUAGGAUUAUCAUAAUUGUCAUUAUCAUUACCAAUAGUAUCAUCAUUAUCAUUAUAUCAUAAUUACUUUAUGAUGUAUGAAGGAAACGAAAUGGCAAGAUGAAUAAAAAUAAAUAGUGAAAAUAUUCAACUGGUC